AUGGCCUCACUUGCCAGUACAAGCCGUUCUCCAACCACUAACAAUCCUGAUGAUGAAUCUCUUCUGACUUCAGGAGCAAACGAAGAUGUCGAUGCUGCUGAAUGUUCUGAUACUCGAUUGCUCACUAAAGUCAGACAAAAGAAACUGUCAAGCCUCUCGUCCCGGCAGCGGAAAAUGGGUCCCGCGCCUCUCGCAUCCUUCGAGGAUCUCAGCAUGGAUAAGACUACGUCUGAUUCAAGCAGUGCCGACGAAAGAAACACGUUAGUAGGCAUAGGAGAAGCGUCAGAGCCUAUCUCGCCUCUCUCACCGAGCAUCAAGAUAGCAGCACUCACCGUGCCAACAUCACCUAGGAUUCGUGUGUCCGCUGCCUCGACUUCAUCUGCACACGACACUGAUUCGAAAGACUCCACUCCCGAUAAGGAACUUUUCAUAGGAUACACAAAGAAAGAUUAUUGUGAAGAAAUGUCCGAUGUUAAGACUAGUACUGAAGAAUUGUUAGCCGAAGAAGAGAGACUCAGAAGAGCCAGAGAGAAAGCAAAGAAGGCAGAAACUGAAAAGUACGAAGAAGCUUUACGGAUUUCAAAGUUUGAUCGGAAGGAAUCUUCUUCUUCUGUGCUUAGUGAGAAUUUAUUACCUGUAAUUAGUAGCCACAGCAGUCGGCUGUCAUCUUUAGGUUCAACUGGGUCCCAUGUUCGGCGUUCACCAUCACCUCACCGAAUGCUGCUGGAAACUUCCUUCUGUGGUAAUAAGCCCAUACUACAACCCAGCAUAGAUUUGGAAGACCCUCCAAUGACAACAAACAAAUUAUUAGACUAUGCAAUGGAUAAUUUAGAAUCAAUAGUAUCACCAACAGACGAUCGAGAAUUCUCUGAAUCCCCUACAUUGAUUCCUUUUAAUUCUUCUGAUGCGUCGCAAACACCUUCAAGUGUUACGACGUCCACCAAGUCUUUAACAUCGGACUCUGGGGCACCGAAGAAAUCACAAUUCCAGGAGAGACGAGACAAAAUUGAUCAGGAGCUUACGAGAAUACAUCAAUCUUCGCCACGUAAUACGCCCGAACGAGGUUCCGGUACCUCCGAGAACAGGCCACGAGCGAUUGAAAACCAAAUGAGUUCUUCAGAAGCCACACACAAAAGAAAAGAGUCAUCUGAGUCCCCGAAUUCGUCAAAAUCACCUCGUUUAGGGAAGAAAGUGCUACCUCCACACAUUCCUGACUUGAAAGACUUAAGAAAAACAGGCGUUGCUCCAGUGCCUCCUCCACCUCCACCCUUAUAUGGAGAAACCUCGGCAACAAUACUUUCCGACUCAGCAAGAAAACAAUCUAUUUCUACCACUCCAACGGCCUCGCCAAAAUUUGGUAAGAAGUACAUUGGAAAGAAAAAUAAAGAAAAUGCAGGCCCUGGAAGUGGCAAUUCAACCCCAUCAACUUCACGUAAAAGUUCGUUUUCGAGUUUGUUUCGCAGGGGUGAUGCCGCCCUCAGUCCCGUCACACCAGAUUCGCCAGGUUCAGCGACCGGAAGGAAGAGUCCGUUUAGCGAAUUGAUAAAAUCCGCAAGAAAUGAGUACAGGUCACGUAGCAGGUCAAGAAGUAGAAGCAAAAGUAGAGAUCGAGAAUUUGACGACGAAUCUCUGGAAAGAAAAACGGUUCUUUCCAUUUUCAAGCCGAAAUCGAAAAGAAAAGAUGAUCCUACCUCCAAAGGGGACGAAGAACGAGUGGAGGAAAAAAGUAAGUCUUCAAGCGAAGCAAUUAUGAAAAUUGAAUUCACAUUUAAUUCAAAUAAAGAAUUUUCACCACCUGGGUCUGAUCGAAGUGAGGUUACUGACGAUGACCCGUUCGCCCCGAAAACAGCAAGAGGUAGUGGACCAAAAUCCCCCCAAGCUGAUAAACAAAUGAAAAGUAAUGUUGAUGUUUUGAAAGAUCAUGAAACAGAGCCAAAGCCUCAUGUAAGAGCUGCAUCGCCCUAUAAAUCAGUCAUUGAAGAUUUAGAGCAGAGACAAAAAGAAAUAGCAGAGAAAGCAGCUGCAAAAGCCGAAGAGAAGCAAGACACUGUUUUAGAAGUAGAGAACAGUGCUCAAGUUAUUCCUAAAACUGAAGAAGUCAUCGCAGAGGCACCAAAGCAAGAAGAACUUAAAGUUAAAAUUCCACCCGAAGAAGAUUCCAUAUCAGAAUCCGAGAGAGAAUCAGAAAUCGAUUAUUUGAAAAAGAAACAACAGCUUGGAAUCGAAGACGAUCACACUGUUUCUUCAGACGUUGAGAUAAAGAAGUUAGUGGGACACGAUAAUGGCGAAGAAGAUGAGUUGCCGUACGUACCAACUACUUUGCCGCUAGAGCGGUCUCAGGUUACCCCCAUGGUACCAGUUAAGGAGCGUGCGAGUAGUUUGAAGAUGGUCCAGUCUAUCGAGAGACCAAGAAGUGCCACUCCUAUUCAUCCAUGUCGCUUAGAACAAUUUAAGCAGUCAAUUGACCAGCAAGGAAGUGAAUUAGAAACUGAGAAGAUCAAUAUAAAAAUACCUAAAAAAACCAUACCUGCAAAAAAUGUUGUGAGGCAAUCAUCUAAAAGCUGGGAGGAUUUUUGUCAAGAAGGUCUUAAGAGUCCUCGUACUUUGCGACGUGAGCGCAGAGAAAACAGCUUGCACGGAAAUGAAAUCAAUUUUGCGGCAGUAACCAAACAAAGAACGAGAUCAGAAGGAAAGUCACCUUCUUCAAGAGAGACAACUCCCCUUGAAGCACCCAAGAGCUGGAUAAAUUUUGAAGAAAUUCCUGAUAUAAAUAUGAAACCAGUCAAACAAAUAAAAACAUUGCAGCAGCAAAAGCCUUUACCCCAACCAUCCGGAACUUCAGAGCCACACAGAAAGCCAAAGUUAACACAGCAGAUGCGUGCUGAUGCCAGCAAGAUGAACGACUCCUACCACCCAGACGACUUGAGUUCUCCGAGGAAAAAAUUAGACAGUCAAUUAUCUGAAGAUAUUUUGCCUGCAUCUUUGCGAUCCUUGACUUCCACUCCAGACCGGGACGAUAGUUCAGAAAAAUCUUCAGAUAGUGAAAGAUUAGGUAGCCAAUCUUCUAGCGAAGAGUUGACGACGAUACGAGAAAAGAUUGCUGAGAUCAAGAAGAGAGAAGACAAGGCCAACCACGAUGAGAGUUCCGAUUUAGAAAGACUCCUAGCCCCUGUGAACGAUUGCAUUGCCAAGCUCUCAACUAUAUCUACACAAAACAAAGUACCUCUGUCCGAACGCAAAUCCCCUAUUCCCGACAACUGGGCCGAUUUUCUACUUCCUCCACAGGCUGGUCGACGAAGUCGUUUGUCAUCUCUGGGUUCAGAGGCUGGGUCCAUAGGAGGCGGAAGAUCGCCUUCUCCAUCGCACAUGCUCCUCGAAACUUCUUUCUGCGGUUCCCAACCUAUUGACGAUCCAGGCUUCGCCGAACCUAAUGUGCCUAUUUCUGUUGCGCGAAAGAUGAGUGGCAUUUCCCUUGGCGACCUAAGCCCUCUUGUGCCUCGCUCUGAGUUUGGGGCCACUUCAUCUCUGCAUCAUUUCCGAGCAUCAAUUCAGGCGUCCGUACACAGUGACUAUGGCGUGGAAGGUAGGCACUCUGGCAAGGAAGGCCGCGGGUUUAACCCUCACCACCAUCGCUCAGCCUCCGAGUACUCGACACGCAGCGCACCUCCUGCACCUCCUCGACGCAACCUCAACCCCUUCGGCAUGGACCUCGGCAUGAAGAGCAACCGCAGCUCCCUGGUCUCUCAGGAGCGCAGUCCGCCUGACAGUCCCUCCUAGAUGAAGAAGAACCCGCUACGUUGAUUGUGAUG
Hyalella azteca is the source of this 3809-nucleotide messenger RNA. Its product is annotated as PHD finger protein rhinoceros-like. The record is from RefSeq and is a predicted model, not a curated record. The transcript has 3 exons. The coding region runs from base 1 to 3777 and encodes 1258 amino acids. NCBI's taxonomy places the organism in Eukaryota, Metazoa, Arthropoda, Malacostraca, Amphipoda, Hyalellidae.